AUGGUUGUGGGCGUGUCAAAAGGAUUCGAGAAGAAACUUCAAUUGGUAGGUGUAGGAUACCGUGCAACGAUUGAAGGGAAAGACAUAGUUCUUAAUCUUGGAUUCUCUCAUCCGGUUCGGAUGGAAAUACCAGAUGGACUGCAAGUUAAGGUUGAAGAAAACACAAGAAUCACUGUAAGUGGAUACGAUAAAUCCGCCAUUGGCCAGUUUGCAGCUUCAAUAAGAAAAUGGAGACCUCCAGAACCUUACAAAGGUAAAGGUGUGAAGUAUGCUGAUGAAGUAGUUAGAAGGAAAGAGGGUAAAGCAG
Molecule: messenger RNA, 307 nt
Organism: Nicotiana tabacum (common tobacco)
Lineage: Eukaryota; Viridiplantae; Streptophyta; Magnoliopsida; Solanales; Solanaceae
Source: RefSeq, a predicted model, not a curated record